Messenger RNA from Anastrepha ludens (Mexican fruit fly), 1149 nucleotides. RefSeq lists its product as uncharacterized. Bases 202 to 693 code for a protein of 163 amino acids. Gene Ontology annotation, cellular component: membrane. Lineage: Eukaryota; Metazoa; Arthropoda; Insecta; Diptera; Tephritidae. The transcript is spliced from 4 exons. The record is from RefSeq and is a predicted model, not a curated record.
UCAGUUUCAGUUUUGUGUGUAACGUACGCGUAUAAAGACGUAGUAAAGGAAACACUUUUCCAACGAACGCAAGUGAAGAUUUGAUAGAAAAAGUGAUUCAAAUUGAAUUGAACUCGAAUUUUAAAUUCAAAAAACGGAUACAAAAUUAUUUGCUCCUUAACUAUUUCGGACUACUAAGGAAUUGAGAAGAGAACUUCGAAAAUGUCUCACUCAGUGACAAUCACCAGAACGACCACCAGCACCACAAAUACAUCGUAUAUUGUGCUUAACACCGGCUACUUGAAGUCAUUUCCAGGAUUAUUGAAAUUGUUCGAGUUGUUAAUUGGAAUUGCCAUAGUUGGUAUCUUUGGCUAUUACUUCAAUAGAGCUGACACCCCCUCAGCCGAAAUCUUUAUGUUCCUCAUGGCUACAACAUUUAUGAUUGGGACAUUUUGUUUAUUACUGGCGUGUCUAACGUCACUCAGUACGGGUGGAAUUAUUUCCAAAACCAUUUAUGAACUCAUCUAUCAUAGCAUUGCGGCCAUACUGCUGCUAGCCGCUUCAGUAAACCUCGUCAUUGAAUUGAAUGACAGACGUUUUAAAUAUAGUAAACGGUACGAUGCUUAUAUGGCCGCCGGAAUUAUGGGUCUCGUGAACACGAUUCUGUACUUCAUCAGCGCAUUCCUGGCUCACCGAUCAUAUCGUGGCAUCUAAGGCCGCUGAGCGAACCAAAACAGCGCAGCGUUAGACGUUGGAUUCCCCUUCGUGGCGACGUUUCCAAAGGUGUUCAUGGAAAUCGUUUUUUUAAUUGAUAAAUUAAGUUAAAAUAUUAUCUAGAUUUAUUUAAAUUUUAAGUGAGAACGCAGAAACAAAUGAAUGAGGAUUUUUUACAACCAGUCCAAAAAAACAACUUCAAACAAAAAACCACAGAAUGAAUUAAAAAACAAACCAAAUAUUUGUUAACAAUAAAAAUGUUUUGCCUUGUCUACAUACAAUUAAGUAUAAGUGUAAACAAAAUAUACACAUGAUUAUUAUUUAAAUACUCGUCCAUUGCAUAUAUUUGCAUAUGUAAAUUAUAUUGUUCUAACAAAAGUAAAUAUGUAUUUUGUGUAAAAUGUACUUUUAUGUAAUUUUCGAAUAAAAAAUUUCUUAUUGAUGAGUGUUUGAUAC